GGGCGUGCGGGAAACGCAGGGCGAGGGGGUGUGGGCAUCCGAUGAGGGGAGACUUGGCUUCCAGGCCGGGGCCCCGGGCAGAGGUGGGUCUUUCCACGUUUGGGCCCCUCGGUAGGUCCUUGUGGUUGUUGCAGCCGCCUUAACGGAUGCGGGAAGGCGAGGCUCUCUCCUCCUUUGCCCCCCAGCAAUCUCGAAUGGAAGACCAUUUGCGGGAGAGGGCCUAGACUGCUGUUGCAGAGAAGGGGCGCCCCCCCCCCCCCCCCCGGGCUCCGUUUCUCCAGGUGGGCUACCAAAGGCCUGGAAGCACCUCGUUUAACCCUUCUCUCUCUGAGGAGGUGCACGCCCCUUUCCAAGCAGCACCUUGGAGAGUCCAGUGCCGGGUUUCCACUGGCCCAUCGAAGAAUUUGGAGGUUGCGUGGGGUCCCGAGCUGUUUAAAACCCUCUGGCCCUCCUUGCCCAGGCCUCCCACGUGCAGGCUUUUCGGGGCACAGCCGCCUCUGCGGUUGCCCUGUUAUAAUAAGUCUGCUGCUCUCCCGUAACCAGCUGGGAGAAAGCAGAGCUCAGCGCAGUCUCCUUUUCUGGGCCCCACGCCUUGGCCAGACCCUUCCGGAAGAGACGUCGACUUGCCAGGGCUCCGGGGGAGGAAUCCUGAGGUCGCUCACUCCCACCCUGGGGCACCCCUGGAGCAGCGAGCUCCAGUCUCCCCGCGGCCGGCUUCAGAGCCCCGAGGAGCGGGACCGGGGAUUCCCUCAGCGCUGACUCCCCGCGGCUCCUGAGCACAAAGGCCACACCCUCACAGGCCAGGCAUCGCAGGGGACAGAGCGUUGGCUUCUGCCGAAUUACCUGGAUACCUGAGGGAUUGAGCCCAGACUAAGGCCCAAGACGAUUUGAGCUGUCCGGGGCAGAGGGCUGCUGGCCCCUUUGUACUCAAGGCCAGAUCCCAAUUUGAAGGAUGACUUAUGUACCCAAGCAAGGACAGGAAUAAUGAAGAGACACAUGUGUUAGCUGCAACCUUUUGAAAUAAGCAAGAAGGAAAUCAGCAGUGUGGACAAGGCUGGAACCGUUGCCACGCUUGCUUGUCGGAGUGAAUGAGGAAUGGGCUUGUGAUUAUGCUGACAUUCCAGCAUGAAUCUGGUAGACCUGUGGUUAACCCGUUCCCUCUCCAUGUGUCUCCUCCUACAAAGUUUUGUUCUUAUGAUACUGUGCUUUCAUUCAGCCAGUAUGUGUCCCAAGGGCUGUCUCUGUUCUUCCUCUGGGGGUUUAAAUGUCACCUGUAGCAAUGCAAAUCUCAAGGAAAUACCUAGAGAUCUUCCUCCUGAAACAGUCUUAUUGUAUCUGGACUCCAAUCAGAUCACAUCUAUCCCCAAUGAGAUUUUUAAGGACCUCCAUCAACUAAGAGUUCUCAACUUGUCCAAAAACGGCAUUGAGUUUAUCGACGAGCAUGCUUUCAAAGGAGUAGCGGAAACUUUGCAGACUCUGGACUUGUCUGACAACCGGAUUCAAAGCGUGCACAAAAAUGCCUUCAAUAACCUGAAGGCCAGGGCCAGAAUCGCCAACAACCCCUGGCACUGCGACUGUACUCUCCAGCAAGUUCUGAGGAGCAUGGCAUCCAACCACGAGACAGCCCACAAUGUGAUCUGUAAGACUUCUGUGUUGGAUGAGCACGCCGGUAGACCAUUCCUCAAUGCUGCCAAUGAUGCUGACCUUUGUAACCUCCCCAAAAAGACUACCGAUUAUGCCAUGCUGGUCACCAUGUUUGGCUGGUUCACCAUGGUGAUCUCAUAUGUGGUGUAUUACGUGAGGCAAAAUCAGGAGGAUGCCCGGAGACACCUUGAAUACUUGAAAUCCCUGCCCAGCAGGCAGAAGAAAGCAGAUGAGCCCGAUGACAUUAGCACUGUGGUAUAGCGUCCAAACAGACUGGCACCGAGAAAGAAAUUCGUUUGCAGUUGCAAUAGAAUAAGUGGUUUACUUUUCCCAUCCGUUGUAAACAUCUAAAACUUUGUAUCUCCCUUUCUUUUGAAUUAUGCCACUGUCGAGCUUUUAACAAACAUGACAACAUAACAGAUAAUUUUAGUUUAGGUGUCCCACCCUUUAAUUGUACCCCCAGUGGUAUAUUCCUGAGUAAGCUACUAUCUGGACAUAAGUUAGAUCCAUCUCACUAUUUAAUAAUGAAAUUUAUUUUUUUAAUUUAAAACCAAAUAAAAGCUUAACUUUGAACCAUGGAAAA
Prionailurus viverrinus (fishing cat) is the source of this 2227-nucleotide messenger RNA. RefSeq names its product leucine rich repeat containing 3B (gene LRRC3B). Gene Ontology annotation, molecular function: protein binding. The transcript has 3 exons. Bases 1126 to 1905 code for a protein of 259 amino acids. The record is from RefSeq and is a predicted model, not a curated record. NCBI's taxonomy places the organism in Eukaryota, Metazoa, Chordata, Mammalia, Carnivora, Felidae.